Molecule: messenger RNA, 1158 nt
Organism: Contarinia nasturtii (swede midge)
Lineage: Eukaryota; Metazoa; Arthropoda; Insecta; Diptera; Cecidomyiidae
Product: actin-binding Rho-activating protein
Exons: 4
Coding region: 342-917 (191 amino acids)
Biological process (GO): positive regulation of Rho protein signal transduction
Molecular function (GO): actin binding
Source: RefSeq, a predicted model, not a curated record
CAGUCUCAUUCGCAUCAGAUUAUCGCUUCGAGCAACAAGUAAAACUCAACAAACUUAGAGCAACUUAGAGAAUUAUAUUCGCGCGCAUCUUAAUCUAUAGAUUUUAUUUUGCAAUUUGUUAGCGGCAAACAGUUUUGAAGUUGCUCAAAUUUAUUUCCAAUUCAAAUAAAAUUCAUUCCGAUUCGAGGAGAUAAAAGUGAAUUACCAAAACACAUUUAAAAGAAGAAAAAAAAUAAUUCAAAAUAUCAAACUGAAAGAAAAUCCAAAAAGGGGUUAGUCCGAGUUUCAGUGUAAAACUAAAAAAGUAAAUUAAACAAGACAAAAAACACACAUCAAUCAUAAUGGCAGAUGUAGAUCACGAACUCAGCGCAAUCAGAUUCGUUGUGGAUUCGCCCUUGUCGUCCAAAGUCGCAAUGUUCAACCAAUCAUCGAAUGCUCAUCAACAAUCUCAACUGUUGAAUCCGUUCACAAAUGCCAACGCAGAACGGGGAGCUCCACGUCCAAAAUUUAGUAAAGAAGAAUAUGGAAGACCGGUGGCAGGUAGCUUAACUGAGGCGCGUGGCCAAAAAGCAAAUAUUCAUGUAUGCAAAGAUAUGUUAGAAUUGUGUCAAAUCAUCAAUUCCGAAGGCUAUUCACACGACAAAGAGCAUCCAAAAUUGAAAGUGAUUCUAUUUGGUGAACUAUUUAAUAUUUACACAUGUAUAAAUGACAAACUUGUUGGACUGCUGUUGAGAGCAAGAAAGCACAAAUUUAUUGAUUUUGAAGGGGAAAUGUUGUUCCAGCGCAGAGAUGAUGAUGUGCCGAUUUUUAUGAUAAAAACGGUUGAAGAAAUCAAAAAAAUUCUGGAGGAAAAAAUCGAAGAAGUACGAAGAAGCGCCAGCCCAAAUCCACAAGCCACCAAUAUUUUAAUAAAAUAAGCAACACAAACUAAAUAAUAAAUCUCGAACAUUUACUGUCUAUCUCAACUUUAUUCACAUACAAAACAUCCCAAUUAUUUGAUGAAGAACACAACAACAAAAGAAAAAUCCAUUAUUAUGUGUAUCGAUAAGGAACAAAAUCACGAAAACACACACACACACAAAACAAAUCAUACCAUUCGACGCGAAACAAUGUUACUCGAAUGUAAAUAUUAUCUAAUAAUUAGAUUUAUAACUGCAA